This is a messenger RNA of Cynara cardunculus var. scolymus (artichoke), 942 nucleotides long. Its product is annotated as 1-aminocyclopropane-1-carboxylate oxidase 5-like. The transcript has 3 exons. NCBI's taxonomy places the organism in Eukaryota, Viridiplantae, Streptophyta, Magnoliopsida, Asterales, Asteraceae. The record is from RefSeq and is a predicted model, not a curated record. Bases 1 to 942 code for a protein of 313 amino acids. Gene Ontology annotation, molecular function: dioxygenase activity.
AUGGCUAUUCCACUCCUUGACCUUACUUCCAUUCUCAACCAUUCCAACCAGGAUGAAAGGAAGAAGACUGUAGACCAAUUUGGGAAGGCCUGUUUAGAAUUCGGAUUCUUGCAUAUCAUAAACCACGGUUUGCCGGAUGAACUUGUGAAUCGUAGCCGUGAACUCACCCAACGCUUUUUUGAUUGUCCCAUUCAUGAAAAACUCGAGUGUACGCCCGUGUCAACUAUUCUUCCAGCUGGUUAUGGCAGAAUGGAUGGUCGUUUUGGCAGUAAUGAAUGGUUAAUGGUGUGCCAACCGUGCUUGGGUUUCAACAUCUUUCCUUUGAGUGUACCGCAAGUUCGGGAAACUUUGGAGGAAAUCUACCAUUAUUUCCAGAAGCUUGGAGCAAUGAUGGAAGGCAUGAUGAAUGAAUACUUAGGUCUCCCACAAGAUUUUCUAAAGCAAUUUAACGACGAUAGGUCGAAGGAUGUGCUCAUGUGUUGGCAGUACCCUCCUGCAGUUGCAGACAACCCUAAAAUGCAGCUAGGAAGAGAAGAACACCAAGACACCAAUUGCUUUACAUUUCUGCUUCAAGACGACGCUGGCGGCCUUGAAUAUGAGAAAGAUGGCUCUUGGAUGCCUGUAGCUCCCAUGGAAGGAUGUCUUGUGGUUAAUGUUGGUUCCAUAAUUCAGGCUUUAACGAAUAAGAAACUGGUGGCGGCACGACACCGUGUGUGGAAACCUAAAGGAAGAACUCGACAUUCUUUUGCAUUCUUUUACAACAUCGGGGGAGAGAAAUGGAUUGAACCAUUGCCGCAAUUCACAGAGGAGAUAGGAAAAGCACCAAAGUACAAAGGGUUCUUCUACAAGGAGCUUUUACAAGCAAGACUCAAGAAAGAGACAAAUCCUUCUACAUUGCGUGAAGAAGUUCUUGAUCUUGAUCAUUUUGCAAUUCCUAGCUAA